AUGUCCAACCGAACGAUUGCCCGCCAUGGCGUCCGUCAGGCGUGUUCUCGCCAUUGCGUUGGCCUUCGUGCUCGCGCUCGUCGCGGCGUACACUACUGUCCACAGCGUCGCGCUCCUCGCAUCCUCCACACGCCCUCGCGGCUCUCUUUCCCUCUCCUUGGCUGCUCUUUCGCGCUUUAAAGCCAGGGUAUCAAGUACCGAGAUCGCCGCCACACUCUCACCCAUCACCACCACUAGUAUCAGUAAUGCCGCACGGUUCUCAGGCGUGAAUGACGCCGCAAUCCCCGCUGUGGUCCCGAGGCCGCUGCAGCUGCAGCCGCCCGCGAAUCGCGCUCCUGCUGACGGCGCUCCGCUCGAGCGCGUGUGUGGCUCGCCAGCUGUCGACGGGUACGCGCACGUGGACGCCACGUGCCUCGAGGGCUCGCCGACCAAUCGCCUGUGGUGGUCCAUGCACCCCCAGGGCGGCAAGAGCGGAGAGGGGUUGGAGUGCCACGUGGAGCGGGAGGUGAGCCUGGACGGGCUGGCUGUGCGGUGGGGCAUCGGACACAAGACCACCACUCCCGAGCAGUGCUGCCAGGCCUGCAGGGACCAUGAACCGGGCCCACACCUAGGGGGCCCCUUCGCCCGUCUCCCCUGCAACGUAUGGGUCUUCUGCGCCGCGCCAGCCUGCUUUGAGCCUGACGUGCACACUCACACAUACGGGGACUGCUGGCUCAAAUUCUCGGAGGCGCCGCAGAGCCCUGAGGUGAACGCGAGGGGGGAGUACCCUCGGGAUCUCCGCGCCAGGCAUCCUGCAGCGCCCGAGCGGUGCCAGUGGGUGGCGGGGGUGCUGCUGCCGCUCGGGCAGGUGCUGACUAACGGCACUUGGAGCCCGAGAUACGAGUGGUGACGGGCAGGGGCCAGGACAACUGGCUUCAACUUAUGUCUUCUGAACAGAAGGCGUCUCAAGAGCAUGUGCCAGGCAACCAGAGGCACCCGAGAGCCCUGAGGUGAACGCGAGGGGGAGUACUCUCGGGAUCUCCGCGCCAGGCAUCCAGGGGCGCCCGAGCGGUGCCAGUGGGUGGCCGGGGUGCUGACCAAUGGCACUUGGAGCCUGAGAUACGAGUGGUAGGGGGCACAAGGCACAGGGCAACAGGCUUCACGUUAUUCGGUGCCGGGGUGAAGGGCGUUUGUGUGCGACAAGGAGCCAUGCAUGGCAGCAGCGAUGGCAGGCAGGGAGGACGUACGCCUCUUUGCCGCGUCCGCCCUCAAGCAGCACAAGGUGGGUGGGUCAUUCAACAGGGAGGCGAAGUGCCAGGCACCGCUGCUGGCAGCACCACUGGCAGCACCACUGGCAGCACUAGUGGCAGCACUGCGGGCAUGGAAAGCUUGAAGACGUAAUGACUUGGUCCAGACGACUUACUUGAAGUAUUUGAUGUGUAUGUACUUGAUUACUAGCUCAAUCCAAUAUUCCUAGUGUAAAAUCAUCGUGUCCAGCCAAAGGUUUGCUGUUUUGGACCCUGGUAGACAUCCAGUUUAGU
Molecule: messenger RNA, 1520 nt
Organism: Closterium sp. NIES-67
Lineage: Eukaryota; Viridiplantae; Streptophyta; Zygnematophyceae; Desmidiales; Closteriaceae
Source: the annotation of a GenBank genome assembly